AAUAUUUGAAUCAGGAGAAAUUUCAACAUAAAAAAAAAACAAUCUUCGCGACACGGUCGCAGGAAAAAUUUCAAAGUGUUGCGAUGGCACAUGGGAGUGUUUAAUUACGCUGAAUUUGACAGCGGGUAUAUUACGUGCGAGGUGCGUGUAUAAAAAUUGAAGAUUAUACUGGAAAAGUGAUUAUUUUCUACGUUAAGAUGAAAAACCCGGUUGAAGAGCGUAAAAUAAAGCAGAAAAGAAUAUAUUUGGUGUAAUAAAGUUUUUAGAGAAAGUUUUCCACCAGUACACCCCAGUGACGUCCCAAAGUAAACAAAGCGAUGAAAUCAUGAAAGUUUUUCUUUAUGGAUUUGGAUUUCUUUUCAUUCUCCUGACCCACAUUGUCACUGCGGACGAGGCACAAAUCCCGGCAGAUUGGGUAGAGCCCCAUGCUUGGGCAAAUGUCCAAAAACGGGCAUCUGCGGACGCUCUGGAGGCGGGACGGAGCAUCCCACGCGAGGAGGGGCAACAUUUCUACCGGAAAUUGGUGAAUUUCCUUUUUGAUACGUCGAAAUUGCGUCCAAAUGGGGAUGGAGACACGCUGACACGUACACUCCACCUACACAUUACGCCAAAGCUGCUGGAGCGUCUGCAGGAAGCUGAGACGGCCAGGGAUAUUGAUAGUGUUGUCUUUGAGGUUAUUGAGAUGUCUCGCGAGGGUAGGCUGGAGCAGGUUAAGGAAAUUGUCAUCUCCGUGACGGAUAUCAUCACAAACUACCUCAAUGAGAUUUACAAUUCUGACACUCUUCUCUUCCUCUCCCUCGCAGUGGCUACUGUUGGUUUUGUCUGGAUCGUCAGCCGUAGACUUCAGAGGAACAUUGUUUUAGUCUUUAUUCUCACAAUCGUGGCCAUCAGCUACUUCCUGAUGUACCUGGAUUGCAAUCAAAAGCUCGAGAUUGAGAAGUUGAUGGAACUAAAUCGAAUGGCUGGGAAGAAUCCCUGUCAUGUGAAGCAAUCUUUCUUCUCCUGGGGCACGCACUCUGAGGAUGACUGCAUGAAGCACCUUAAGAACUCCUAUGGACCUCAGAGGAGCAUCUGUAGGCCCACGGAGGUUCUCCUACAGUUUUUCAGCCAUCUCACCAUGACACAAUUCGUCACAUUUAUCCAGGAAUCGCAUGAAACAUUCAGUGGCAUCUUCCGGAAGUACACGUGGAAGGAACAAAUAGUCAUCCUGCCCUUUGUUCUCUACUUUACAUACCUUAUGAUGAGUAUUCUCAUCAAAUAUACAUUCAAGUACGUUGUCCCAGCUAUAAUGGGCAGCAUAAACAGCCAUGGAGACGGUCAGAGUGCUCCUCAGCAGUUUGCGCAACGUCCUCCGGAAGCUGAUCAGUUAAUCCUUUCGGGGGAGAGUGUGCAGAAACUCCUGAAUCUCCUGCGACAGAACUCAACGGUGACUCUUCAACAAGCCGCGGGGGCUCUUGAGACAGAAGGGGGUGAUCGUGUUCAAGUACUUCCUCCCACUGAAUGUCCGCCGGAAGCCCUGGAACCAUCCGGAAGGGAAGAACAAGAAGAAGAAGCUAAAGAAAAUGAAGCCAACGAGAUUGAACAAAAUAAUAAAGAAAAAUCUACUUAAAAAAUAAA
Messenger RNA from Lutzomyia longipalpis, 1617 nucleotides. RefSeq lists its product as uncharacterized. The record is from RefSeq and is a predicted model, not a curated record. Lineage: Eukaryota; Metazoa; Arthropoda; Insecta; Diptera; Psychodidae. The coding region runs from base 326 to 1609 and encodes 427 amino acids. The transcript has 4 exons.